Vicia faba (fava bean) is the source of this 1659-nucleotide messenger RNA. The record is from the annotation of a GenBank genome assembly. NCBI's taxonomy places the organism in Eukaryota, Viridiplantae, Streptophyta, Magnoliopsida, Fabales, Fabaceae.
AUGGCGCAAUAUGAUGAUAAAUUGAGUCAAACCAAGGAGCAUAUGCGAAAACUGGAAGAACAAAAAGGUAGAGCAGUUCAAGCGCUUAUAGAUAUUAAAAUGGUGGCUGAGAAAACAAAUGCAAUGGUUGAUGAACUGAUAGCAACAAAGAGGACCGUUUCUGAGACAGUUUCUUCGGAGACACGGAACAAUAUUACUGAACAUGAAAGGAAAUUGUCUGAUAAAGAUGAUUUGUUGGCCGAGUAUAGAAGGAAGAUUCAAGAAUUGGAGGCGGAGUUGGAGAAACGGAGAGAGGCGGAGACGAAUUUGUUUGAUACGUUGGUGAUGCAGACCAAACAGCUUGAGCAUAAUAAGAUGUUGCUGGAGGAGUCGAGGCAUGAGAUUUCGUCUCUUGAAGAGAAACUCAAGACACUUUCAUUAGGCGCCAAGAAAAAGGAUGAUUCCGAGGAGAAAAAUGUAAAGGAACAAGAGAUGGCCAAGAGGAAAUUGAAUGAAAGUCGGGAGGACGAGAGUGUGGAAGAGGAGGGACUAUUCGCGUUGGAGGCCAGGAGUUUGGUUGAGGAAUUGAAUUUGCUUAAAAGCGAGCUGAAAGCAGCAACCAAGGCGGAGGAGAAUAGCAAGAAAGCGAUGGAUGAUUUGGCGUUUGCGUUGAAAGAGGUAGCCACAGAAGCUAACCAAGUGAAAGCCGAGCUGACGUUGAGUCAAGUUGAACUGGAGCACACCAAAAGUGAGGCCGAGCGUUGGAAAGUGAUGUUGGAAACCACGGAAGACAAGUACAAAGAGCUUCUGGAAGUGACGAGGAAAGAAGGUGAUAGGUUUAAAAACACUGCGGAGAGGUUGAGAUUAGAAGCUGAAGAAUCCCUUCUGGCGUGGAAUGGGAAAGAAACUGAGUUUGUGACUUGUAUCAAAAGAGCGGAAGAGGAACGGUUGCUUACACAGGAAGAAACAUCAAGAGUGGUUGAAUUGCUUAAAGAAGCUGAGGGUAAGACAAAGAUUUCUAAAGAAGAGAAUCAAAAACUGCGCGAUAUACUAAAACAAGCUUUAAAUGAAGCUAAUGUUGCAAAAGAAGCUGCUGAGAUUGCGAAAGCUGAAAAUGGUAGACUAAAAGAUAGUCUCAAUUUGCUUGUUCAUGAGAAUGAGAUGUUGAAAAUUCAUGAAGCUGCGUCAUUUGAGAAUAUCAAAGAGUUGAAAAGAUUUCUAUCAGAAACAUCAUCAAAAGAGUUCCGAAACGAAGAUAUCGAGAAAUAUUCUGCAGCAAAGGAAGGUAUAAAAGCUAAGGAGCAUCAUAAGGAGCAUAAAGAAUCAAGAAGUUUAAGCAAAACUUUUAGUCUUAAUUUGAAAGACAUGAUAACAAAUAAGCAACCACCCAAAGUGGUGAAUAAUGAAGAGGUUACUAAUAACAAAGAAAUUACAGAAGAUGAUACAUUAAGGGGUUCGAUAUUUGAUGAAGUGGAUGAGUCAUCUGAUGAAUCACCAAAUCAUUAUGUUGAUAUGGGAGUUCCAGAAGAUUUUGAUAAUUUAGAUGAGUCACAUUUUGAUGAUUAUGAAGGUGAUAAGAACAAUAGGAAAAGAAGAGCAUUGCUGAGAAGAUUUGGUGAUCUUAUAAGGAGAAAAAGUACUAAUUAUCAAAGAAAAGAGGAGGAACAUAUACAAACGUAA